AUGCAUCUCAUGUACACGAUCGACGACAGCGGCAAGCGCACCUACACGCUGAAGAAGGUGCUAGGCGGCGAGGUCACCAAGUCGGCGCACCCGGCGCGCUUCUCGCCCGACGACAAGUGGUCGCGCCAGCGCGUGACGCUGAAGAAGCGGUUCGGGCUUCUGUUGACGCAGCAGAAGAACAAGAUUGCCGAGAACCAAUAA
Messenger RNA from Anthostomella pinea, 201 nucleotides. NCBI's taxonomy places the organism in Eukaryota, Fungi, Ascomycota, Sordariomycetes, Xylariales, Xylariaceae. The record is from the annotation of a GenBank genome assembly.